Messenger RNA from Hypanus sabinus (Atlantic stingray), 4789 nucleotides. RefSeq names its product COMM domain containing 8 (gene commd8). The transcript is spliced from 5 exons. Lineage: Eukaryota; Metazoa; Chordata; Chondrichthyes; Myliobatiformes; Dasyatidae. The coding region runs from base 130 to 867 and encodes 245 amino acids. The record is from RefSeq and is a predicted model, not a curated record.
AGUUUUGCUCUAAACCAUCUCUUGUUCGUGAUACCACUCGCAUUAAAUUACGUAUACACAUUCCAGUCCAUUUAACUCCUAAGUCCUGUGGUCUAACAGGCUGUAGCAGACUUGGAACUGUACCUCAGCAUGCCGUUGCUUGUUGCCGUUGCAGGAGCGAGGAGAGAUCUGGGGAAAUCGAAGCUCGGCACCCGCCGCGCGCGCACGCGCCAGUACCGCCAUGCGCGUUCGCCUGCUGGGCGCGCGCACGCGCCAGUACCGCCAUGCGCGUUCGCCUCCUGGGCGUGCGGCCGCGCCUGCUGGCCUGGGCUCGGCUCGGCUCGGCUCCCGGCGAAGAUGGCGCGGAUGCUAGGGAAGCUGGCACCUGAGGAUUGCCCCAGGUUCAUUCACAGGGUAAUUGAUGGUAUUUGUGGACGUGCAUUUCCGCGGUUUCGGGAUUAUGGAAAUGUUUGGAGUCUUGUAGAAUGGAUGGAGGUCCUAGGUGAGGCCACAACGUUUGUAAAACAUGCCUGCAGUAAACACCUGUCUGAUGAAGAGGUUCAACAACUAAUGAAUGGACUGAGUGCAUCUCAUCAAGAAGCAGUACUUAGUUGUUUAAAAGCAAGAAAGGAUGAGCUCAGACGGGCAUUAAUCGAGAAAACCAACAACAUGUCUUCUGCUCAGCUACAGGAUUUUGAUUGGCAGCUAAAGUUACCUCUUUCAAGUGACAAGAUUGCUUUUCUUCAAAUUCCACUGCUGAACCUUGACCUCAGUGUCAAGGAAAAUGGAGUACUAAAACCUGUCACCAUUGAAAUGGACAAAGAAGAGCUCCAGACACUAAUUCACUCUCUGGAGGCAGCAAAUAAGGUUGUUCUACAAAUAAAAUGAUUGGACAUGAUCAUUAACGUCUUUUCCAAUGGAAGAACUACUUUGAACUUUGCACUGAUACUGAAGUGAAAAAACAUUGGAUUCAUAAACACGAAGUUAUCAAGCCUGGAGAACUUCAAAUAUCUUGAUGAAAAAUCUGCUUUAUUUUUAAAGCACUUGUUAACUUUCUGAAACUCAUUGAAGUUUGGUCAUGUUUAAUAUUUGGUUCAAUAACUGGCCACAGAAAUAGCAAUGUGCAGUAAAGCUAUAUUUGCAACUAUAUUUUGUGUUUUGUUUCCUGAUUGAGCUGUAGUUGUUUGAUGUAUUCUUUUCCCAACUAAUGAAGGCUCCUAGUGGAAGAUAUAACUAAGAAGAAAAAUACAUCUAAGUUUGUUGUCUUGGAUUUCACACAUUGCCCAGAAGAAGGAUUUGACAUGUGAUCUGACUGAAAAUGCUGGAUCUUUUGCAGCACUUGAGUGUGUUAUCUAAUAACCACUUCAUUUGACAUGGGUCUCAAUAUUGUCAGAUUAGCUUUCGAGAUGGAAAGGAAAAUGAAUGCAAAUAGGGUAAAACAUUCAGAAAUACCUACAUUGUAUAUACACCCAGUAUUCAGUUUUAUGAGAUAUUUAACCUAUUUCUCACCUAUGUACUUUCAACUACAGUGGAUACUGGUUAAAUGUGCACAUCAAGACCAUUAUUUUUUUUUUGGCCCAAGUUAGCGGAUGCCAAAAUUAGCUGAAGUUUUAUGGAAAUAGUUAAAAAGGUGUUAAAGUCAAACUACCUUUAAUCUGAAUGACAAAUUAUGUAUUUAAAGGAAAUACAGAACAAAUUAGAUCACUAUCAAUAUUGCUACAGUACUGUAAAUCUCCAUUAAUCCAUAACAGUUACUGACAGAAGAAUUCAAGUGUAUGCUGGCAUUGUACUCGAAUGGUAAACUCUCCAUUCUUAGCCCCUUAAAUCAUUGAGGUUUAACACUUGUUCCAAUAACCAACAUUUUAUUUUUAUCAGUUCCUGACAUUUGAGCAACACAGCACAGUAAUGCGAUUCAUUGCUUUCUUUGAACCUGAUAGUGUGUGUUUGUAGCAAAGGGAACUGUCCAACAUGGCACAAAGUUUUUUUUAAGAAAAAGGCUUGUUUCAUGAGCAUUUUUUUAGAUGAUCACCUGCACAAAGUAUUUGUGGUAAGUUGGGGAGUUUUGUUGAUUGCCAUGUUUUUGCACUUUCAGUUUCAGCACUGCCUUUCUCACCGUGUCCUUUCUUGAACUUACUAUGGUGCCUACAUUUCUAUUGAGACAACCAACCAUCUAUUGAUCAUGACCCAGCUUCUUAGCUUGUUCCUUUGACUUUAAUCAAUGGUCCACUGACAUGCACACCUUGUCCAGUUACAAUAGAAAACCAUUGACUGAGGGGCUCAACAUCUGGAUCUGUACUUUCAUGCUUUUGUCUGAAUGUUGCCUGUUGUCCCUCGCAUAAUGUCCAUUCUUCUUGCAGUUUAUCUUGCUGAUGUAGUAAGCAUGUAACUAGAGUUUGGCACUCCAGUUAUCUCUGCCAGAUGAUGUUGAAUGGACUCUCAAACUAGAGAAACUCUGCAGAUGCUGGAAAUCUGAGCAAAACGGAGAAACUCAGCAGGCCUGGCAGCUGAUUCCUUCCAGCAUUUUGUGUGUGUUGAUGGUGAAUGGAGUUAGGUAACGACUUUUACUUUGGUGUAGUGUGGCUAGUAUCAAAUCUUUUCAUAGCAAAUGUCUCAAGUAUUUUUUAAAGUCAAUUUUGUUUAUUUUAUCAAACAUCACUGCUUUCUGAAUUGGUGGCCACCAGCUCAAAUGGAUAACAUAGCACAAGCAACUGUUCACUCUUAGAUAAUAUGGUGUAGUAUCUAAUAGUCACCCAAGUGCACCCAGCUGAGCAUCUUCUGCUCCAAUUAUGUGGCAUAAAACAAGGAAAUACUAGAUACAUUCUUGAUUUUUUUUAAAGAGUUGUCCCAAAUAAGCAGCUGCCUCUAUUAACUGAUGGCUCAAUCAAUUUGAUUCAAUUGUGCUGUUUUGUGUGCCUGUAAAUCUUUUAACUAUUUUGGCCCAUUUUGAAAUAAUGGCUCAUAUUCUGCUGGUAAUUAUUGGCAGAAUUUAGUCUUUUUGGGAUUGUCUCUGGUUCUGUGUUGGGUAUGAUGUAAGGGCCAUGGUCCUGCCAGUUGCAGCGAGGAAAGCCAAAAGCAAUAAGUUAAAUAUUUUAAAUUGUUUUAAGGAGUUUUGGUAGCAUUAUUUUAUUAAUGUAGCCACCUGCUUCAAUGCUACUGUAUUCAAAUUACUUUCUAAGUGUCAAAACUUUGAGGGGUGGGUUUCAGUAUAUUGUGUAAGGCCUUGUUGCUCUUUGGGUACUACCACAGGACUCCAGGGUACUCUGAAAAUGUCGGUCUUCUAGAAGGUAAGUGCAGGUGUGGGGUGACUGGAAGAUGAUUUCUGUCGGUGACCUGUGCCAAUUAGUGUUAGCCCAUUGCAAUUGUAGACUUCAACCCAACUGUCACCCACAAGUUGUUGAAGGAGAUGUUUUGUGCUCAGUCUGAAAAACCAUGGUAACCCUGAUCUUUGUGCAGACAAUUAGGAAGCACAGCUAAAGUGUGGUAGUAGAUGAUUUCUCCCUCUGAUGGGAGCCCUGUCACUAGUGGUGUGCUGCAGGUAUCAGUGCUGGGUCUAAUUUUGUUUGUCAUCUGUAUCAAUGAUCUGUCUAGUAGACUGGAUAAGCAAACUUGCAAAUAACACCAAGAUUCUGGAUAUAGUUUUCCUUGCUGUGUACUGUCAAAACUUGCAGUGGUAUCUGGACCAGCUGGAAAAAUAAGCAAUUUAAUGCAGACAAGUAUGAGGUGUUGUUCUUGGGGAGGACCAACCAGAGUAAAUCUUGCAUGGUGAGUGUUAGGACUCUGAAGAGUCUAGUGGAACAGAAGCACCUAGGAAUACAGGUUCAUAAUUUCAUGAAAGUGCAUCAUAGGUAGAUGUAGUUGUAAAGAGAUCUUCUGGCACAUCGGUCUGGAUAAUAUUUCUGCUCCUAUACUCAAAACGUUGAUUUAUGUUGAAAUUGGAUAAGACAUUGUUGAAGCCUAAUUUGGGGUAUUAUGUCCAGUUUUGGUCCCUUACAGGAAGGAUGUAAAUAAGAUUGAAAUAGUGCAGAGAAAAUUUACAAGGAUGUUGCUGGGACUUGAGGAUCUAAUUUAUAGGGAAAGGUUGAUUAAGGCAGGGCCUUAUUCCCUAGAAGGUAGAAGAUUGAGGGGAGAUUUUUUUUUUAGAGAGGCUUAUAGAAUUAUGAGGAGUAUAAAUUGGGUAAAUGCAAGCAGGCUUUUUCUGUUGAGGUUGGGUGAGACUACAACUAGAAGUCAUGAGUUAUAGGUGAAAGGUGUUGUGUUUAAGGGGAACAUGAGGGGUACUUCACUCAGGGAUGAGAGUGUGGUACAAGCUGCCAGCACAAGUGGUGGAUACAGGAUUGAUUUCAACAUUUAAGAGAAAAUGUGUAUUUAUAUGGAUAAGAGGGGUACAGAGCUGAAUGGUCCAGGUGCAGGUUGAUGGAAUGAGGCAGAUUAAUGGUUUGUCACAGACUAGAUGUGUUGGGCCUGUUUCUGUGACUAUAGGAAUCCAGGAAAUUGUGGCUAUGGGUACUUUAAAAAUCUGGUUUGGAUUUCCCCAUCAUACAUUGAUACUCAAACUUAUUUGAGAUGGUAAACAUUAAAUAUAUAAUUUUGUUUUGUGCUCUGAAGAUGUUUUUAAUUGAUGAAUUACAUUUCUGUACUUCUAAUGUCCGUUGCUACUCUUGAUGUCUGUUCGGUUCUUCAAAGAAUUGAAGCCUAAUCCUAACUGCUAUUUUACAACCCCAGUGCACUUUUAAAUAUGCAAAUGCUAAAUGUAAUGGGUAUGCAAAUCUGUAUUUUCAUUCAAGUCGUGUGUGUCACACACACACACACA